Messenger RNA from Centruroides sculpturatus (bark scorpion), 859 nucleotides. RefSeq names its product alpha-tocopherol transfer protein-like. The transcript is spliced from 5 exons. Gene Ontology annotation, cellular component: membrane. The record is from RefSeq and is a predicted model, not a curated record. Gene Ontology annotation, molecular function: phosphatidylinositol bisphosphate binding. Bases 33 to 851 code for a protein of 272 amino acids. Lineage: Eukaryota; Metazoa; Arthropoda; Arachnida; Scorpiones; Buthidae.
AGUUACAACCUUUAGAAACAAAGGAUUUUAAUAUGCAAGAAAUGAACAUUGUUCAAAGUAAGGGUGUCAAUACAUCUAUAGAGUAUUCAUGGAACGAAAAGGAACUGGAAGAAUUUAGAAACAUGGUUCUUCGUGAAAAGAACUUGAAUUCUAGGACAGAUGAUUUGUUUCUGUUAAGCUUUCUAAGGUCAAGAAAAUACGAUAAAUCCGAUGCUUUGAAACUACUGAAGAAUUAUUAUUCAGUUAGAAGAAGUGUAAAUGAAUUAAAAAAUCUUCGACCGUCGGCAAUAGAACAUGUUUUACAAUCGAACGUCAUGGCUCAUUUGUACGUUGAAGGUGGUAUGGGAUUAGGAUUCGGUAGAGCAAGCCACUGGGAUACAUCCAAAAUAUCUGCGAUAGAUUUAGGAAGAGGUAUAUUGAUGCAUAUCGAUUUCAAUUUAAAUGAUCAUCGCCUACAAGUUAAUGGAGUUUCCGUAAUUGUGGAUAUAAAAACGUUAUCAUGGAAGCAUGUAAUCUGCUUCAGUCCAAAAAUAGUGAGAUAUCUUAUAUCGUGGUUUUAUAACGCCCUGCCUGUGUCUUACAAGAGCAUACAUUUUAUUCAUGUUAAUAGCUUCUUCUUUGCUAUUAUAUCCGUGGUAUUUCCAUUUUUACCAAAGAAAUUAAAAGAAAGAAUUCGGUUUCAUGGUUCAAAUUUGGAUAGCCUUUUUAAGGAGAUUGAUUCAAUGUACAUUCCUGUGGAACUUGGAGGAAAAUUAAAUAUAGAUUGGUCCGAAUCUAAUCAACUGAUAAGAGAUAAUGAAGAAUUUUUCAUUGAAAAUGAAAAAUAUUGGAAUAAUGAAAAAGAAAGUUGAAUUUUAAA